AUGGAGAUCGCAGAAGGCACAAGGAAACGAAGCCGCUCAAUCGGCGGAAGCUCGGGUGGCGGCGACCUGGACCGGCUGAGCGCCCUACCGGACUGCCUCCUCCACGUCAUCCUGUCCUCCCUCAGGGCCCGACAGGUGGUGCAGACGUGCGUGCUGUCCACACGCUGGAGGCACCUCUGGCGCUCCGUGCCGUGCCUGGACGUCGACAUCGUCGAGUUCAGGCGCUCCGGCGGCGGCGGCGGAGGAGGCGACAGCAGCUCAUCCGACUCCGACGAUGACAGCUCCGACUCCGACAUCGAUACCGACUCCGACUCCGACUACGACUCGGGGUACAGCCGGAGCAAGGGCAAAGGGCUUGACAUCGAUCGGGGCAGGAAACCUCAGUUCAAUCGCUGGUCCGAUGGUGCAUCACACGGCAGCUGGACAUACAGCGGCCGACAAGCAGCAGCGUGGCUCCGUCGCGCCAUGAAAUACUGCACGCCAGGUCACGCCAUCAUCAAUUGCCAGCGUCAGGGACUGAAUCUGAGCCCCAGCUCAUGGCACCUCAGAACGCUGCAUCUCUGCCACGUACCUCUGGACGAUCGUUUCGCGGAGCAUCUCAGCUCAGUGUGCCGCUCUUUGGAGGAUAUGGAGCUGGACCAUUGCGCCUGUGAGAACCGUUCGAUCGCCUCCGACUCCCUCAAGAACCUGGUUCUGAAACAUUGCACAUGGGGAAGAUUCUUCUCUGACAUUGCAUGCCCCAAAUUGAAGACCUUGGUGAUCAAUGGUGGCUCCAAUAGAUACCGCCACCCGCCGCUGGCUAUCUCGGCCCCCAUGGUUGGCUAUCUACGCCUAGAUGUGGAUGCUGACCGCUUCCGUGGGGGUAUUUCGAUAACCAAGACGAUGCCAUCCCUUGACAGGGCCUCGAUUCAUUUACGCUGCAACAAAUACUGUUUAUCCAAGCUUCGAAGUAGAUUUGAUGGGGAUCAAUCCGAGCUUCUUUGUAGUGUGUCUAACGCGACAAGUUUGGAGCUGUCAGGUGUUGGGACGACGGUGCUCGGUGAGGAACCCAAAUCCCUGGAAUUCCAGAACCUGAGGAACUUGCUGUUGGGCGACUGUGAUCUCAGUGAUGACUUCCGCGUAUUGCGGUUCUUUCAUCAGGGUUCGCCUAAUCUAGAGAAGGUCACUUUGCGGCACUGCAAGUUCCUAGGUGAUUCUGAUUCCGAGGACAAUGAAGGCAAAACGCGCAAACUCAACAAGACCUCAUCUUCUGAUUGCUGUGGCCUGGACUUCCUACGUGAUGCGAACGUCGAGCUUGAAAUCAUACAUAAAGAUGACAACGAUGCCUGCUGA
Molecule: messenger RNA, 1332 nt
Organism: Miscanthus lutarioriparius
Lineage: Eukaryota; Viridiplantae; Streptophyta; Magnoliopsida; Poales; Poaceae
Source: the annotation of a GenBank genome assembly